Molecule: messenger RNA, 6136 nt
Organism: Octopus bimaculoides (California two-spot octopus)
Lineage: Eukaryota; Metazoa; Mollusca; Cephalopoda; Octopoda; Octopodidae
Product: kinesin-like protein KIF12
Biological process (GO): microtubule-based movement; spindle elongation; mitotic spindle organization
Cellular component (GO): microtubule associated complex
Molecular function (GO): microtubule motor activity; ATP binding; microtubule binding
Source: RefSeq, a predicted model, not a curated record
UCAGAAGAAUGUUGAAGCUUCACAGCAAGGAAUCUGGUUGUCAGCUUUGAAAAUACAAAUCCAUACAAUUCUAUUUAAGCUUAUACCCUAAAUACACAUACACACACAUAUACAAUAUAUACAUAUACCUACACAUAAGCCUUAAAUCUAUGCAAGAAGUAUUUCAACAUCUAUUACAUACAUUCUACAUUCACAUUCUACAUUCACAUAAACUGCUUAAGACUGCAAUUCCUCAAGUUUCCACCAUUUCUUGUAACAUGGAAGUCUCCCAGAGCAUUAACAUGUGAGAAAUUCUUCAGCAGUGAUGAUGGUAGGAAUAUUUUUUUUCCCCUUUGUGCUUCCAUACCGUCCAAUGUUCACUGUCUGCACACAAGAAAUUAAGGACUUAAGGAGUAACCAGUGAAAUCUUCAUAAUGGUCAGUAACCAAGGGCAAACCCCACCACCACAGGUAAAGUCUACAGAGGAUGAGGGAGACAAAAUCACUGUUGUACUCAGGGUACGACCUCUGACACCCUCAGAAAUCAGUCGCAAAGACAGUAACAUCAUCACAUUUCAAGACAGCUGUUCUCUUUUGAUUAACCAGGGUCACAACCAGAAGAAAUUCUCAUUUGAUGCUGUCUUUAAGCCAGAAGCUGAUCAGGAAGUAGUUUUUGAAGAGUCGGGAAUACAAAAACUCAUUCAAAUGGCAGUAGAAGGGUAUUCCUGUUUGGUGCUAGCGUAUGGACAAACAGGAUCAGGUAAAACACACACAAUGGUGGGAUCAUCAACACAGGCAUUUCUAAAAACUGACGUAUUUGGUGUUGUUCAAAGAGCAAUUCAUUAUUUAUUCUCAGUUUUUGAGCAGCAAGUUAAUAUCGAAUACACAGUGAAGGCUUCCCAUGCAGAAAUUUACAAUGAACAGAUUAUUGACCUGUUGAAUCCCCAACCAUGGCGCCAUUUAGCUCUCCGCUGGUCUAAGAAGAAGAAUUUCUAUGUAGAGAAUCUCUUCCAAGUGGAAUGUGAAUCAGUGAAUAAAUUGCUGUCAGUCUUGGAGGAAGGAUCGAGGAACCGUCAUGUUGGGAGCCAUCGUGCCAAUGAGCUUUCAAGUCGUAGCCAUGCCAUUUUCACAAUCAGCAUUGCGUCAAAGAUACGAGAUCCUACUGAUUCUGGUCUUUGGUUGACACGGAAGGGAAAGUUAAUCUUCACAGACCUUGCAGGAAGUGAGAAAGUAAGAAAUUCCUGCCUGUCUGAAGACAUAUUAACAGAAUCAAACAGUAUUAAUAAAAGUCUGUUAGUCUUAGGAAAGUGUAUUUCCAGUCUGAGUGACCCAAAGAAGAAAUAUGGACAUAUACCCUAUCGAGAUAGCAAACUCACCAAGCUACUUUCAGAGAGUUUGAGUGGAGCUGGAGUGGUUUUGCUGAUAGCAUGUAUCACUCCUUCGUCCUACAGUGUCACUGAAACCAUCAACACCCUCCGUUACAGUACCAGAGCCAAAUGUAUUCUAACAAAGCCAGUCGUUGCAUUCGACCCACGAGAAAAAUAUAUUGGGACUCUGAAAAAGGAGCUUCAGAUCCUGAGAAAUGAGAAUCAAUACUUGAAAAACCAGCUCUCGUUUCCAACAGUCUCCCAGAACCAGGUUCAAUCCAAAGAUAAACAAACGAUUACUGAAAAAUUGAAACAAUAUUCUCAAAUGACCCCAAAAUUGGUUGAGAGUUCCCUUUAUGAGAUGCUGCAGGAAUAUAUGGUAGAAAAUGAGUCAUUAAGAUCUGAGAACAGACAACUCUACCAGGAAAAUGGUGGCCUCCUCCAAGAACAGAAGCAGCUGUAUAAAGAGAAUGAGACUCUUCUUUAUCAACUGGAGCAACUGGAGAGAAUGUCUGGAAUGUCCAUGUAUGCAAACCAGAAAGACAGGUGGCCAUCAUAUCAAACACCACCUCAACUCACUAACGCUAAUGAAAGAUUUGGAGCUGGAUACAAAACCAAAACCACCACCGCUUACGGACAGGGAAAUGGUCUCUAUCUCCUGGACCCAAUCUACCCCAUGAGCAACUCCUUUGAUUACCCAAAUCAUUUUCCAGGCAGGAAUCACAUAAAGCAUUCAGACAUGACCAUUAUGAAACCAACUCCUCUCCCAAGAUCUUCAGACAAUUCCAUCAGGCUAUUACAAAACUCCAACAGGUUUCCAAGACAAUUGCCACAGAAGCAUUUUUUUAAAAGAGAAUCCUAUCCAAGAAGUGUUCUACCAAACAACAAACAAUGGAACUCAGUUGAUUCUGUUGAAAUGUUCAACCAAAGACUGCGAGAAGAACUAGCAGCAAUUGAUGGGGAAAUCAAAUACGAACAGAUAAGUCAAGCAACUUCAAAAUCUCUUUUCUGACCUAUUUUUCUGUUCUCAAGAAGCUCACCUCUACCAACAUAAUCUUUUAUCAUCUUAUGGGGGAUUAAGGAGCCAAUGGAUGAAAACAUGUCCAAGCUUCAAUGAAUCAACAAAAAUUGAAAAAUCAUAAACUGGUUAAAUGUUUCUAUUUUAAAUGUUUUUUUGUUUUUUUAAGUUUCCAUGAAGACGCAGCUGAGUGGUGGUUUGCCAAUCACUUGGUUUCAGGUUCAGUCUUAAGGCGUGGCAUCUUGGGCAAGUAUCUUCUAUAGCUUGGGUGUGAAUUCAAAAGCAUCAAAAGGUCUUUAAGGCCAGUUUCUCCAGAUUCUGUAGUGUGUUUUCCCCCACUUGGACAGGACACCAGUCCCUCACAGGGUAACUCAUUUUUAUCAACUGAGUGGACUAAAGCAGCAUAAAAUGAAGUGUUUUGCUCAAGAACACAAUGCAUUGCCCUGACCGGGAACCAAAACUACAAUCACAAGUGCAACACCUUAAUCACUCCCCUCUACUUGAGUGAAUUAGAUAGAUGGAAACUGAAAGAAGCCCAUCAUAUAUGUGUGAGUUACAUAGGCAGUGUUAUUCAUUUCCAAUAUUCUGUGAAAAUAUGUCUGGCUGUGGGGAAAUAUUACCUUUGUUGGAAACAGGUGAGAGUUGACGACAGGAAGAGCAUCCAGCCACUGAAAAUGUGCAUCAAUAAACUCCAUCUGACCCAUGCAAGCAUGGAAAAAUGGAUGUUAAAAUGACAACAACAACGAUGAUGAAGAUGAUGAUGUUCUGAAAUUUGAUUUCCUGUUUCAGUCUGCAGACGCAGUUUAAUCUGGAGAUAGAAUUAUUCAUGGAAAUGGUGAUUUUUGCCUGUAAUUCAGGCAGGUAAUCAACAGAGAACACUUCUUUGCUUGAAGACAGUUCAUUCCUGGGGUCAAUUUUUGACCCUUGAGAAAUGAUGAUUGUCAAAUACCUUAGAAAGGUGAAAAUAAAAUUCCAUCACCUCCUCCUCCUUGUUGUUUUAAAGAACCAUUGUCUUCCUUUUCGUUGUGGUCAAAUUUCCAUAAAACAGAAGGGUUGACAUAAGAGAAGCCAUGCCAAAGGUGACAUAGCUCUAUGGCUCAUGAGAUCCUGCAUGGAAGGCAGGAUCAGUUAAAUGAAGACAACAAUGUUAAUAUUGAUCUUUAUUAUUUCUAGUCACUGCCACAAAGUGGUCUUGUUAGCCUCAGCAAUUAACUCCAUUUUUGAAAAAGAGAUAAUUGUUGUUGUUUGAGGUUUUACGUCAAACUCCAGCAAGAUUUCAACUUACAACGUAAAGACAGAUGAAAUACGAUCUGAGUUAAACUUUGUCUUACAUCCUUUCAGGGUCAAUAAAUUAAGUACCAGUUGCAUACUAGGGUUAAUCUAAUCGACUGGCCCCCUCCUCCAUAAUUUCGGGCCUUUUUUUUCUUCCACCCACUUCACAUUAAAUUAUUCAAAGUCACAAACACUUGAAAUCUGGUUUUACAGACUCAGUUGAAUCAACCCAAAGCCACAAAAUGUCAGCAAAAAAACCUUCUUAGAAAAAAUUUGGUUUAUUUCUUCAGAAAAGUCAAUCAACAGAUAAAAAUUUAGUUAAAAUACAAAAAAUUUUUUUGAUAUAUCUUUUUCAUAAAAAAAAAACAAAAAGUUCAAUGUUCGUAUUUUCUUUUUUUUUUAAGAUUAUUUUUGUCUUGUUUUAAUGAUAUCCAGAAAAAAGAACCUUCUCCUUCCACCCGCUGACAAGAGUGUCUCUUCUUCACUCUAAAAUCUACAUCAGAAUUGAAAAGGGUUCUGUCUACCUUUCAGAAGUAAUUAGUUAUUUCAGUCACCAAGUGGUGUCAAAAACAUUGCUUUUAGAGAAGAUUCCUCAUUAAAUAACUUUCUCCUUAACUGACCACAAGUGUCUUGUCCAGUUGACUUCAAAGAUGGAACCACUAAUCGCUGCACCGAGAGGAGUUUGCAGUAAACGGACAUCACUGUAGAACUUCCAGGAAGAAAUAUUCAAAUGGAUGGGGGUAGCUUGCAGGGGUAAAGCUGCAGCCAAUUGGGAGCCCUACACAUCAGGUUAGUUUGUUUCAGUUAAUUUGGCACAAGGCCAGCAAUUUUAAGGGGAAAGUCAAUUAGAUCGACCUCAGUAUUCAACUGGUACCUUAUUUUAUUGACCUGAAAAGGACAAAAGGCAAGGGUUGACCUUGUUAGAAAUCAAAGAACCUGGAAAGAAUCCUGCUAAACAUUUUGUCAAACUCACAAUUCUGCCAGUUUGGCACCAAAAUGACACCCAAUCAUGGAUCUUUUUGGGUUAAACAAUUUCUCUCAGAAUAAAAUACCUGAUGAGGGGUAAAAAUAAAUAAAACUGUCAUCUGUUUUUUCACAGACAAUGUGUGUGUUGUAUAUACAUAUUAAUUAUAUAUAUAUAUAUAUAUAUCUAUACACACAUACAUAUAUUUUUCAGCACAUCAAUUAGCAAACCAAAUAUUGUUCUUUGUUUCAGAGCUUUAAAAAGAAACGAAGUAAAUAAUUUUGUAAAAGACUUAGUUUAUAGUAAACCAGUGGUCUUUCUUGUUACCUCUCCAGGGUGCAAGAGUUUCCUAUUCUGGUUAGAGAGGGAGAAUCAGGUGGAACGUUUGUUUCAUUUAUCCACUGAGUUUGAAUCUCUCAUCCCAUCCCAUCCCAGACACCUAGUACUUGUGUUGGACAGUCAUCAGCUUCUUUUAAUUAAUAUCGGUUGAACCUACUUAGCAACACUACACGAGGAAGGUAUUAUUAUUAUUAUUAUUAUUAUUAUGUCACAACCAAGAUGCUCUUCUUAGUGUGUCAACACCUCACUAUUGAAAUGAAGGACAAAGGUCAAACCAUCACUAUUAGGAUACUAAACGAUUCUCUUUACAGCCAAGGUGAAGUGGGAUUUUAAAAGCAAUUUUGUGGCCAGAGUUAUGUAUCAAUGAACUGAUAUUAUUUGGAGGGGGGGGGAUAUCUUGUAUUUAUUGUUGUUAUUGACAACAGCAAUAGAAAAUAGGGUCUCCUAAGAAACGACAAUAAUCUAACAUUCAUCUUUGACAUGUUCCAGUCAUAGGACUGUGCCCAAGCUGGAGCACUGCUCUGAACAGUUUUUAGUCAAAUCAACUCCAGUACUUUUUUUUUUUUAAUCUGGUACAUAUUCAAUUGGUCUCUUUUAUUGAACUGCUAAGUUAUAAGAGGACAUAAACACACCAACACUGUCAAGCAGUAGUGGGGACAGACACACAAAUACAUGCAUAUAUAUACAAUGGGCUUCUUUUCAGUUUCCAUCUACCAAUUCCAUUCACAAGGCUUUAGUUGGUCCAUGGUUAUAGUGCCAGGCAGUGGGACUGAACCCGGAACCAUGUGGCUGGGAAGCAAGCUCCUUAACCCCACAGUCAUAAAAAUUUGAAGACAUUCUUUUUUUAAUUUAUCAAGUGUUGUCCUAUUAAGGAACAUCUCCAAUGUUGUGUCAGUUAUGGUAUUAUAUAAUAACAAAACUGUUUUAAAUGAAACUAUGAUUUAAGGGUCACCACAACAAUGUCAGCAACAAGACCUUGAUUUGCUAGAAAUAGCAGUCAAAUCUUCCUCAAAUCAAACCACACAUAUAAAACUUUUACCUAUCUUUUCACAGAAACUUUGUAUAUGUUGUGGAUUCUUCCAUUGGCUUCAAUGCACGAAGGCCUAACAACCAAUAUUACAGAUGACCCCACGCAAAGGACCUAUUUUCAAUGGUGGAGGUUUGCGAAGGAGAGCCAGACUUUUUGAAAAAGUUGAUG